Messenger RNA from Dentiscutata erythropus, 720 nucleotides. NCBI's taxonomy places the organism in Eukaryota, Fungi, Glomeromycota, Glomeromycetes, Diversisporales, Gigasporaceae. The record is from the annotation of a GenBank genome assembly.
AUGGAAGAAUAUACACAAAAUUUCCUUGAACAAUUGUAUACUAUCCAUAUGCCCGGGCCCAAAGGGGCGACCCCAAAUGAUUCAGUGGAUACUCAUUUAAGUUAUCUAAAAUAUUGUUAUCCAUGUUCCAGAAAACAAGCGAUAUUAACUAUUCAGCAGAUAUUUCGUUCAUGGAAUCAAAAACGAAUAAAUUCGGCUAAAAUAAUUCAGCACGCAGUAAUUAAAUGGCUCUAUCGACCAGGUGGAUUAUUUAUGAAGCAAGCCAAAGAUCGAUAUUACCAAAAUGUGGAGAAAAAGAUACUUUUCAAAUCAGAUAAUAAGUGGAAGCUGGGAAAACUUCUCUAUUCUAUACAUACUAUUACGAUAAGGGCGAACGAAAACGAACCUCGAAAAGGUAAUAAGGGCAAAGAGCCCGUUGAUUCCUAUCAAGAAAUUGAUAAUACUAUAUUUCUCGAUGUCCUUACCACUAGCAAUGAAUUUAUUGACGUCAAUACUGGUGGCAAUAAUUUUUCAAAUACUGCUUUUAAAUGGGACAGAAUUAGUAAGGUCAAAAAAGAAAUUGCGAAGCGUGUUGAUACCACCCAAUUCAAACUCUAUAGGGAUAGUCCACAUCCUGUUAAUUUAAUGAAACAAAAUGAUAUAGUUUCUGAUUAUUUAGAGACGCGUACUUCAGAUAGAAUUCAUGUUGUUGUAGCACCUAAGCAAAAGGGGGGAAAUUAG